Messenger RNA from Penicillium malachiteum, 7194 nucleotides. RefSeq names its product type II myosin. The transcript has 5 exons. Gene Ontology annotation, cellular component: myosin complex. The coding region runs from base 1 to 7194 and encodes 2397 amino acids. The record is from RefSeq and is a predicted model, not a curated record. Lineage: Eukaryota; Fungi; Ascomycota; Eurotiomycetes; Eurotiales; Aspergillaceae. Gene Ontology annotation, molecular function: ATP binding; protein binding; cytoskeletal motor activity.
AUGCUUCCCUCUCAAAUGAACAGUUCGCCAAAGCGGGCGAAUCCGUUCGUGCGGUCCUCUCCUUCACCCGCACCUCUUUCACAGACACGACCGAAAUCAGCUAUCAUCACAUCUUCGACUGGAAUAGAACAUGGGAAAGGACACCUUCGAAAUUCCUCAGUGUCGCAGCUGUCGCCGCCACUAUCCUCCAUCGCCGGAACUCGUGAACGAUCAAACUCACGCAAUAAUGGAAGUUCUGGGACAUUUGCGCCUAGCUUCAUUAAGUCAGAAGAAAUGCGCCGGGGCGCAGAUCAAAUCCGAGGGAUGGAGGGCGAAAACGACUUUUCUGGAAACAAGUAUGUGUGGCUACGAGAUUCUCAGAAGGCGUUUGUGCGCGGACUUGUAUUAGAAGAACUUGAAAACAAUCGCUUGCUGGUGCAAAGCGACGAUGGCGAGCAACGGGAGGUCGACGCAGACCAGGUGGACAAAGUCAAUCCGGCUAAAUUUGAUAAGGCGGAUGAUAUGGCUGAAUUGACACAUCUGAAUGAGGGAUCAGUGGUCCACAACUUACACACCAGAUACCAGUCCGACUUGAUCUACACAUAUUCAGGACUCUUCUUAGUUACAGUCAAUCCCUAUUGCCCAUUGCCUAUCUACACGAAUGAAUACAUCAAGAUGUACAAAGGAAGAGGGAGGGAAGAAACUCGCCCCCAUAUUUUUGCGAUGGCCGAUGAAGCAUUUCGCAACCUGGUCGAAGAAGGCGAGAACCAGAGCAUUCUCGUGACUGGUGAAUCUGGAGCUGGUAAAACGGAGAACACCAAGAAGGUCAUCCAAUAUUUGGCAGCUGUGGCCACUUCAGACACUCCAUAUGUGCGCUCCGGCACGAAGCAAACCUCUAAUCUGUCACAACAAAUUCUCCGAGCAAAUCCAAUCUUGGAGGCUUUCGGUAAUGCCCAGACCGUUCGAAAUAACAACUCUUCACGUUUCGGAAAGUUCAUUCGCAUUGAAUUCUCACGAUCUGGUCAAAUAUCGGGUGCAUGGAUUGACUGGUACCUCCUGGAGAAGUCGCGUGUGGUGAAGCCGAAUUCAAAUGAGCGCAAUUACCAUAUUUUUUACCAACUUCUACAAGGAGCAGAUCGCCAGACCCGGGAGCAGCUUCUAUUGAGAGAUCUGCAGAUCGAGGAUUUUGCCUACACGAAAGAUGGAAAUGACUCCAUCGUGGGUGUUUCCGAUAAAGAUGAGUGGAACUCUCUGAUCGAGGCAUUCCAUGUGAUGAACUUUUCCGCAGAAGACCAAAUGUGCAUCUUGCGUACAAUCGCAGCUGUGCUCCACUUGGGCAACGUGACUAUUGCCAAGGAGAGCCUCCGUGCUGACCAGGCCGCCCUAGGUCCCAACGGCUAUGCCAGCGUUCAAAUAGCGUGUAGUCUUCUGGGCAUUCCUGUGGAGCCUUUUAUCAAGGGUCUUCUACAUCCUCGCGUCAAAGCCGGCCGGGAAUGGGUCGAAAAAGUUCAAACUCCAGAGCAAGUCCGCUUGGCUUUGGAUGCCCUGUCAAAAGGUAUCUACGAACGUGGCUUUGGAGAUUUGGUUGCUCGCAUCAACAACCAAUUAGGCCGCUCAAUGGCCGAUGACAACUACUUCAUUGGUGUCCUUGAUAUCGCUGGAUUUGAAAUCUUUGACCACAACAGUUUCGAGCAGCUUUGCAUCAACUACACAAAUGAGAAACUCCAGCAAUUCUUCAACCACCACAUGUUUGUCCUUGAACAGGAGGAAUAUGCAAGAGAGCAAAUUGAGUGGCAAUUCAUCGACUUCGGCAAGGAUUUGCAGCCCACAAUUGAUCUUAUCGAAUUGACGAAUCCGAUCGGUAUUUUCUCAUGUCUGGAUGAAGACUGCGUGAUGCCCAAAGCUACAGACAAAUCCUUCACCGAGAAGCUGCACUCUCUAUGGGACCGCAAGACUCCCAAAUAUCGUUCCUCUCGUCUCAGUCAAGGCUUCGUCUUGACCCAUUAUGCGGCUGAGGUAGAGUACAGCACACAUGAUUGGCUUGAGAAGAAUAAAGACCCGAUGAACGAUAAUAUCACACGUCUUCUUGCCACCUCUGAGCAGCCUCAUGUGGCGAAUCUGUUUGCGGAUUGUGCAGAACCUGAAGAGGGAAGCGAGAAUCCGCGAAGCAGAGUGAAGAAAGGCUUGUUCAGGACUGUUGCACAAAGACACAAGGAGCAGCUUUCUAGCUUGAUGGCACAGCUCCACUCAACCCACCCCCAUUUCGUUCGAUGUAUUUUGCCCAACCACAAGAAGCGCCCGAAAAUGCUUCAUGCCCCCUUGGUUCUAGACCAGCUGCGGUGCAACGGUGUUCUGGAGGGUAUUAGAAUCGCCCGAACUGGAUUUCCUAACCGUCUUUCUUUCGCGGAAUUCCGGCAACGGUAUGAAGUACUUUGCCAAAACAUGCCAAAGGGGUACCUUGAAGGUCAGAGUGCCGCUCGAAUAAUGCUAGAGAAGCUUGAUAUGGACAGGGCCUGGUACCGCGUUGGUCGAACCAAGGUUUUCUUCAGGGCAGGUGUCCUGGCUGACUUGGAAGAGAAACGUGAUAAGUUGAUCCGAAGUAUCAUGACCCGCUUUCAAUCCCUGGCACGUGGAUUCGUUCAGCGACGUAUUUCAAACAAACGCCUGUACCGUGCGGAGGCGACACGUAUCAUUCAGCAAAACUUCCAUGUCUACCUAGAGCUGAAAGGGAGCCCGUGGUGGCAGCUCUUCUCGAGAAUGAAACCUCUGCUCGGAGAUACUCGGAACGCAAAAGAAGUCAAGAUGAGAGACGACAAGAUCAAAGAGUUGGAAGCGAAGAUGAAACACGAUAUAUCUGAGCGGCAAAAGCUCGAUGAAGACAGACGUCGUACUGAAAUGGAGAUUCACAAGAUUCAGCAGACUUUGGAGAGCGAACGUGCUCUCGCACUCGACAAGGAAGAAAUUUUCAAGCGCCUCCAGCUGCGAGAAGGGGAACUUGCGGAGAAGCUUUCUGGUGCUAUUGCGGACCAGGAGAGUCUCGAAGAACAACUUGAUGAGCUUGUUGACGCGAAAAGGAGAACUGAUGAGGAGCUUGAUCUCCGAAUCACACAGCUCGAACAAGCCGGUCAAAUUAUCGAACAACUGGAGUCCGAGAAGAACAAAUUGCAAGCGCAGCUGUCAGAGGUUGAGAAUAAACUUUCUGAAGCGGAAGAAGAGUUCUCUACCAAGGAAAUCCAAAUGCAAGAAUUGGACCAGGAGAUUAAGAUGCUUCAAAGUCAUCUCAGUCUAAAGGAUCGCAAGCUUCAUGACCUUGAGGCCAAACUGCUGAAGACAGAUCAGGAUCUGGACAUCAAGCUUGCAACUACCUCCAAAGAGCUGGAUAAGUCCAAGAAGGAGGUUCGUGAAUUGGCGGAGGAGAAUCAAUCCAUUCGACAGCAAAUCUCAGAGCUAUCGAACACUUCUGCAGGUUACGAGGAUCUUCUCCGACGCAAGGAGAGCGAGAUAACCAUCCUACGCAACGACACCAAGAAGUUCGAUGAAGAUAAGAAAUCCAUCGAAGCUGAAAAGAAAUCCCUUACCGUUCGUCACGAUAAUAUGCAACAGCGCCUCCGUGAAGUUCAGGCCGAAAGGGAUGCUAUGCGUUCUGAGAAGGUUCAACUGGAGCGAGAGGCUGCUGAUGUCAAGAAACUCCUUGAUGAAAAGCGCUCUGAGGAUGCAGAGGCAGGUCAAAGUCGGAAACUUCUGGAGCAGCAGGCGUUGGACUUGAAGGAUCAACUGUUCAAGGCAGAAACAGAUCUCAGCCGCGAGCGACAGUCAAGAGACGAUGUUCAGAUGCUCGCUGAACACAAUCUUGCAGACUUGAGUAACAAGUACAACGAACUCAAUGAGUCCAAAAUUACCAUCGAGAAGGAGAUGUACAUUCAGCAGGACAGUCUUCGACGCGCCACAGAGGCUCGUGUUGCGGCUGAGGCAUCGCGGAAGGAACUGCAGUCUGAAUUGAUCAAACUUCGUGAUCGAUUUACAGAUGCUGAAAGUGCACGCUUAAACGCUGAAGCUGAAGCUGAACGGAAAAUCAAAACCCAAGCCGAGGAGCAUAUCAUUGGUUUGCGAAAGGACUUGGAUGAGAAAGCCCGUCAGCUAGAGGAUGUCGAUGCUGAAAGAUCCCAACUUUCUGCUCGUAUUCAAGAGCUUAUGCACGCUAUCUCAGAGUCAGACAAUUUCCGCAUCCGCCAUGAUCAGCACAAAGAGCGUCUCGAAAGAGAGCUUGUGACUCUUCGUGGCAGACUGACAGCUUCUGAGAAUGACAAUCGAUCCCUUCUUACCAAAAUUCAGCAGAAGAAUCUCGACAUUGCUCGUUCCAACUCCAAAGCUAGCGACAACAAUCGUCUUCGUCUUCAAACUCUCCAGAAAGAGAAGGCCAAGUUGGAGGAAGAGAACAAAAAUAUCAGUCGCCAAAUGGGUGACCUUCAAAUGGCAAUCACUUCGCUUGAGAAGCAGAAGGAGAAGCUCACCUUGAAUCUUGAGGAUCUUAGCCACGAGGUCAAUCGUGAACACAAGACCAGCCGCAAUGCCGAAAAGGCUGCCUCAGCGGCCAACCUCCAGCUUGCAGAGGCCAAUCGUACUCUUGAAAACGAACGUCAGAUGCGAAGCCAGGCUCAAGCAAAUAGCAGGCAGAUUCAAGGAACCAUGGACAGAGCAAACAAAGAGAUCGAAGAUUUGCAUCGCCAGCUUAUUCUCUUACACCGAGUAUUCGAGCCCGAGGCAACUGAAUCAGCGAAGUCCUGGGAAGCUGUCCAGCCCCAUUUAUCGAAGCAAGUUGAUCUUGCCCAGGUUUUAGAUGGCGCGCAGCAGAGGCUUCGAGUCAUGGAAGAGAAAUACGCUAGAGCUGAUCUCCAGCUGGCUGAGAUGCGUCGCCGCCAUGGCGACGAAAUGAAGGAGCUAGAUGCUCGAUACUCAUCUUCAAAGCGUGCCUUGCUUGAGGAGAUCGAUCAAAAUGAACUCACCAACAAUCGCUCACCAGCGCAUUUCCGAAAGAACUCGGAGAAUGCUCUCAAGCGAUUUUCGAACCCCUCAACGCCCAACCGUCGCCUCAACGUCCUCGAUGAACCUAUCGAUUCUGUCAGAUCUGAUAGAACCGUUGACACCCAAGGUCACCAACGUCGCAUGGACACAGCCGCUGAGAUUGAAGAGCUUCAGAAUAAGCUCCAGAUGACAGAGAUGCAAAACAAGCAUCUCAAAAGUCAGCUUGAGCGCUCUACGCCGGGUCGGGAUAUCUGGCAAGACGACAGCCCCUCAGCUCGUCGUCUUCAUCUGCUGGAGCGUGAAAACGGGCGUCUUCAUGAUCAGCUUGAUGACUCCGCCAAGAAGGUGUCAUCUUUGGAACGCAGCAUUCGAUCUGGCGAGCUCUCACUCCGGGACGUGCAGGCCAAGUCCCAUGAAGAGCUGUAUGACCUGAUCAAUUCCCAAGAACAGUCACGUCGUUCCCUACUCAAGGUUCAUAAUGACACCAUUGCUGAUUUCGGCGAGGCCAAGGGCCACUACGAAAAGCUGAAGCGUAGCAGAGCUACCUUAGAGGUGGAGCUGCGUGAUGCUCUAUCUGAAACUCAAGAGCUGCAGUACACUCGGGAGCAGGAUGCUCAAAGUCGCAACCAACUCCUUCAGGAAUUCUCCGAUCUACAAAUCCGCCUUGAUGCUGAGACUUCCAGAACAGCUGAUCUGGAGUCAAGCCUGAGUCUUUACAAGAGCCGCGCCAAUGAAUACUUUAGCAAGCUUGAACAAGCUGAAAUUGCAGUCGUCAAGGCAAACCGUGCCGAGCAAUUUGCCAAGUCUCAAGGACGAGAAGCCGAAGAGACCUACGCCCAUAUCAUUUCAGAGCGCAAACAGAUGGAUGACCUUGUGGAGGACUUGCAAAGACAGACCCAGACCCUGGAAGCUCGUAUGGAGGACCAGGGUGCGGAGCUUCAAGGUGCUCUGCAAGCCAAACAACGUCUCCAGAAUGAGCUAGAAGACUACCGAAACCAGCGUGCUAUUGAUCUUGAAGACAAGGAGACUUCCAUGGAACAGACUCGACAGAAAUACCAGCGCGAGUUUUCCACAAUCAACGGCGAAUUGGAGAUUGAGCGCGAGCGUCUUCUCCAUGUUCGUGGUGAAAACGGUCGACUGCGUGAAGAGCUGGAGGAUCUGCGAAACAAGUGGGAUAACGAGGUUCUCAACAGUUCUACUUGGGCGAAGGAGAAGUCUCGCAUGGAGCUGGCUGUGCAGGACAUCACCAACUCCCGUGACGAGGUCAGCAAGGCACACAAAGAAGCCCAGGAUAGAAUCGUUUCUCUUCUUUCGCAGGCCCGUAACCUUCGCACCUCUGUCGAAGAUGUCACGGCAGAGCGUGAUCUGCUUUUGAAGGACAAGAAGAUGCUUGAAGGGCGAUUGGCUGAGGCUGGUGAGCGACUUGAAGAUCUUGCAAAGGGUGAAAGCCCCUCCAUGCGAAAUGCAGCUAGCAUGGACCGCGAGCUUCUGGAGCUCAAGUCCCAACUUGCACAGCAAGAAGAUGUCUCCUCCGCGGCGGUUGGCAAGAUGCGUCGUGCUGAUGCUCUGGCUACUGAAAUGCAAAAAGAGCUUACUGCUGAGCGUGAGACCAACACCCAACUCUUUAAGGACAAGGCUUCUCUGGAGAAGCAGCUCAAGGAGAUCCAGCUUCGAUGUGUUGACCUUGAGACCAAGAGCUACUCCUCUGGUAGCCAGGAUAUCCGAUUCUUGCACAAGCGAAUCAAGGACUUGGAAACUCAUCUUGAAGAGCAGGAGAAUAAGCAUAGUGCUGAGCAACGUUCUCUUCGCAACGUUGACCGCACAGUCAAGGAUCUCCAAACUCAAAUUGAUCGACGUGAAAAGAUCAAUGCCCAGCUAACCGAUGAGGUUAACAAGGGCCGGGAGAAGGUUGAUAGACUGCUUCGCAACAUUGAUGAACUCCAGGAGGGUGACAGCGAGUCACAGUUGCAAGCACGCCGCGCCGAGAGAGAGCUCCGCGAGGAACGGGAGAAGGCUUUACGCCUGGAACGAGAACUGGAAGGGUGGAAGUCACUACGAGUUGAACGAACCAGCACAAUUGGACGAUCGCCCAUGGCUGCCUUGAGUGAUGUGGGCAGUCGACGAGGCAGUGGUGCUUAUGGGUCUAAUGAUAUUCCUCAGCGGAUGCCCAGUAACACUAAGGGAUUCCUGUGA